AUGGGGUGGAGCAUAGUGUACCAGUUCCGUAGGGUUCAGGAUGAGAUCAAUAGGUAUCUGAGGCUCGUGCCGUUGUUUUUGAUGGUUCACGACCAUCAGAUUCAGAAUCUGAAAGAAGGUUUGCAGGCCGCUGAAGCAGACCAUGGAGAAUACACUCUUGAUGGUGAGGAUAUGAUGGUCCAGAAUGUUAUUCCGAAACGAGAUCGUACAAGGAAAGAUGCAGACGUAUUGGAGAAGUCACUGUCUAGCCAGUAUCUUGAUUUGAGAUUUCAUGAGGCCCUCCAAGAAGGGAAAGAGAAGCUGCAGAUUGAGCUAUAUCGUUCACAAGUGGACAAUGACCCUAAGCAGUGCCUUGUAAUCGAACAUCUUAUUGAAAUCACUGAAAAUGUUGCUAAUGUUCCGGGUGAAAAGCUUGUUGAUGCAUAUGUUUAUAUAGGAUCUGGGUAUGAAGCCAAUGCCAGAUCUUACCAUGGGGGUCAUGGUUCUCAACCUGAAGAUCAAGACGAAUCUGAGUAG
Messenger RNA from Vitis riparia (riverbank grape), 516 nucleotides. Its product is annotated as protein MID1-COMPLEMENTING ACTIVITY 1-like. Bases 1 to 516 code for a protein of 171 amino acids. The transcript has a single exon. The record is from RefSeq and is a predicted model, not a curated record. Lineage: Eukaryota; Viridiplantae; Streptophyta; Magnoliopsida; Vitales; Vitaceae.